AUGGCUGCCGGCGUGGGCUUUCAAUCGCCAUCAAUGAUCAGCGAGCACGCCGAGAAGAUCAUCGCGGCUCCAUGGGCGCCACCCCGCAAGGAAAUGAAGCUCUUGUUUGUUGUGCGAUCCGGCAACUCUAGCAUCAAGACGCAAGAAUCCCAAUGGCAGAUCAACCGCCAUGCUCAGCGCAAUGCUCAGUCAAGGAAAGAGGCGCGUCACCGCAGGCCUCUGCCUGCAAGACCGGCGAUGGAACGCGUACUACAUGUCCUAAAGCCGGAAGCUGAAGAAAAGGCAGAGGAUGCUCCCAAGCCGCUGUCGACGAAGCAACUGGCUCUUACGCAACCUACUGAAAAUGUCGACGAUGUCCAUGCAACGAGCCUGCGGAAUGUUCUCGACUGUAGAAGGCUCGAUCCCUUUUCGAGCGGCAGAACUCCUAUGACGCCGCACAUGGAAUCGAUCUUCGUGCACUUCGCCAACGUGCUACUUCCAGUCAUCGAGCCAAUACAGUCGGAGCGGGACGACUUUCACAAGUGGCUGGUACCAGCUACCAUGGCAGAACCUGCGUUGUUGUAUGCUCUGACUGCUUGUUUUGCCUACGAUAUUGAGAUGGGCUCCGCGUAUGGUUUUGGGCCCACUGCUCGAAAAUCAUGGACCACGGAGAGAGUGAUGUACCGGAUCAAAGCGAUUCAAGCAUUGAACGAAUGCCUCGCCGAUGAGACAAACGCAUGA
Molecule: messenger RNA, 720 nt
Organism: Cyphellophora attinorum
Lineage: Eukaryota; Fungi; Ascomycota; Eurotiomycetes; Chaetothyriales; Cyphellophoraceae
Exons: 1
Coding region: 1-720 (239 amino acids)
Source: RefSeq, a predicted model, not a curated record